Molecule: messenger RNA, 1331 nt
Organism: Phragmites australis (common reed)
Lineage: Eukaryota; Viridiplantae; Streptophyta; Magnoliopsida; Poales; Poaceae
Product: E3 ubiquitin-protein ligase EL5-like
Exons: 1
Coding region: 399-956 (185 amino acids)
Source: RefSeq, a predicted model, not a curated record
CCAACCUUUCAACCAGCCCCAAACCACCCUAGUCAAACCAGUGGCCUUUAACAAACUCAUCACCAUUGCACACCCCAAGAGCCAAUGCUACCUCCCCCUUCCACCUUUUUAUAAACCUCCUCCUACGUUCCAGAUUCCUACACACACCACCUUCCUCCUUCCUCUUUUUCAAUUCUUUUCCUCUUCCUUUCAUAGCUUGUUUCCAAUUCUGUCUUCUCAUUGAGCUUUCCAAACUUGUGAUAUUUUUUUCCAAUUCGAUUUGCAAAGUUGCUCAUCAUCUUCUUGCGACGACGUAUUGAUUUCUAAAAGAGUUUUGAAGUUUUGUGGUUUACGCACAAAAUUAGAAGCUACCCUCUGCCGUUUGUUUUGCCCAAUACCAUCUUCUCGGCGCAGAAGCCAUGUCCACGCACUGGAGCGGCAGCCCUAGCCCGGCGGCUGCUGCGUCGGCGGCAGCGGAUACCAGCAGCCACUGGGUGCCGCACGGCGCGGUGCUGACGGUCUGCGUUGUGGGCAUCAACUUGCUCAUGAUCCUCCUCGUCCUCUUCUUCUUCUGGCGGUUCUUCUCCGGGAAGCGUGGCCCGUCCGUGUCAGCCGGCGCCGCCGACGAUGACGACGCGUUGCCAGUGGCCUCCCCGUGGGCGUCCCGUCGCGGGCGCGACGUCGAACCCGGCACGCAGCCGCAGGACGACGUGGCGUCGGCCCUGCCCGUGUACGUGUACUCCAGCGCCGGCCAAGGUGGGAAGGCGACCGAGUGCGCGGUGUGCAUCGCGGAGCUCCGCGACGGCGACGCAGCGCGCCUGCUCCCGCGGUGCGGGCACUGUUUCCACGCCGACUGCGUUGGCGCGUGGCUGCGGCUCCACGCCACGUGCCCGCUCUGCCGCGCCAGCGUGGUCGUCACCGCUGCCGCCGAGACCAGGAAUGCAAAGGACGACGUCGGCGUGGACUGUCCCGUGUGAGAACACUCCGACGUCGAGGCCAGCUCGCACGCGCACUGGCGCUGGCGAGCAAGCAAGAGGAGCACGUAAACAGUGGAAGACGACAAGCAUCUUUCGGUAUCGGCGUCCUUGUCCCUUAGCUACCUUACCUGACUGCAUGCUCCAGUCCAGAUAACCAGAUGGAAAAGGUUGGUGAGGAGGGCGUUAGGUUCUCAUUGGAUUUUUGUAAGAUAAUACGGUGGAUUUGCUUCAUUUGCAUGGAUGUGUAUGUCAGAAAUUACUAGCCUGUGUAAGGCUGCGUGUAAAUUAAAAGUGACUUAUCAGACUUAAGAAAAAAACUGCAAAGCUGAGAUUCAAAUGGAUGGAAAUUGGAGGCUGAAUCUCCGCCCUCUGAAA